GUGAGUCCUUGACAGCUUCUGCAGGCCUUUCGAUAUCUUUAUUCUGUUAGCCAUCUUUGCUAACUGUGUAGCGUUGGGCGUGUCCAAACCAUUCCCUGAGGACGACUCCAACUCAACCAAUCAUGACCUGGAGCAAGUGGAGUACAUCUUCCUGGUCAUCUUCACCAUCGAGACCUUCCUGAAGAUCCUGGCCUACGGUCUGGUCAUGCACCCCAGCUCCUACAUCCGCAACGGCUGGAACCUCCUGGACUUCGUCAUCGUCAUCGUCGGACUGUUCAGUGUUGUCUUGGAGACGGUGACUCAUAAGUCUGGAGAAGUGUCGACCACCAGCCACCACACGCCGGGGAAGCCAGGAGGUCUGGACGUCAAGGCCCUCAGGGCCUUCAGAGUCCUGAGGCCGCUCAGACUGGUCUCUGGAGUACCCAGCCUCCAGAUCGUGCUGAACUCCAUCAUGAAGGCCAUGGUUCCUCUGCUCCACAUCGCGCUGCUCGUCCUCUUCGUCAUCAUCAUCUACGCCAUCAUCGGCCUGGAGCUCUUCAUCGGCCGCAUGCACCGCACCUGUUACUACAUAGGAGCAGAUAACUACGUGGAGGACGACCCGGUGCCCUGUGCGUUCGCGGGCCACGGGCGCCAGUGCCUGCUGAACGGCUCAGAGUGCCGCGGGCGCUGGGACGGGCCCAACGGAGGCAUCACCAACUUCGACAACUUCUUCUUCGCCAUGUUGACCGUCUUCCAGUGCAUCACCAUGGAGGGCUGGACUGACGUACUCUACUGGAUGAACGAUGCCAUGGGUCUAGAGCUCCCCUGGGUUUACUUUGUGAGUCUGGUCAUCUUUGGCUCCUUCUUCGUCCUCAACCUCGUCCUGGGAGUCCUGAGUGGAGAGUUCUCUAAGGAGAGGGAGAAGGCCAAGGCGCGGGGAGACUUUCAGAAGCUCAGAGAGAAGCAGCAGAUGGAGGAGGACCUCUGUGGAUACCUGGACUGGAUCACACAGGCUGAGGACCUAGAUGAGAACCUGGAUGACAAUCACCGUCCUUCGUUGGGCGAACUGUCUGAUAAGAAGAGAGGGAAGUUUGGAUGGUUCAGCCACUCCAAUGAUACUCAUGCAAGUCUUCCCGCCAGUGAAACCGGGUCUGAAACCACAGAAAACAUUGAGGAUGAACACACUAACUGCUGCCAAGCAUGCUGUGCUCAGAUGAUGAAGAACAGCUGCUGUCGGGUGCUGAAGCGCUGGAACAGGGUGUGCAGGAGGAGGUGUCGCGUGGCGGUGAAGUCCGUGUCCUUCUAUUGGCUGGUUCUGCUGCUCGUCUUCCUCAACACCUCCCUCAGCGCCUCGGAGCACUACGACCAACCUGAUUGGCUGACCGGGGUACAGGACACGGCGAACAAGGUGCUGCUGUCGCUGUUCACGGUGGAGAUGCUGCUGAAGAUGUACAGCCUGGGCCUGGCCCACUACUUCGUGGCCUUCUUCAACCGCUUCGACUGCUUCGUGGUGUGCGGGGGCAUCAUGGAGACCAUCCUGGUGGAGCUGGGCAUCAUGCCCCCGCUGGGCAUCUCCGUGCUGCGCUGCGUGCGCCUGCUCAGGAUCUUCAAGGUCACCCGUCACUGGACAGCCCUGUCCAACCUGGUGGCGUCGCUCCUCAACUCCAUGAAGUCCAUCGCCUCGCUGCUGCUCCUCCUCUUCCUCUUCCUCAUCAUCUUCGCUCUGCUGGGCAUGCAGCUGUUUGGGGGGAAGUUUAACUUUGACGAGACGCAGACCAAACGCAGCACCUUCGACGCAUUCCCCCAGGCCCUGCUCACCUGCUUCCAGAUCCUGACCGGAGAGGACUGGAACAUGGUCAUGUACGACGGCAUCAUGGCGUACGGCGGCCCGGUGUUCCCCGGGAUGAUCGUCUGCGUUUACUUUGUCAUCCUCUUCAUCUGCGGAAACUACAUCCUACUGAACGUCUUCUUGGCCAUCGCUGUGGACAACCUGGCGGGAGGGGACACGGACAACAAGAAGAAAGAGGUCAAGAAAGAGGAGGGAGAGGAGAAGGAGGGUGAGGAGGUGAAGAUUGAUGUAGAUCUAGACACAGAGUAUGAGGAAGAGGAAGAACCCCCAGAAGAUACGGUCGCCCCGCUGAACAUAGCGGACCUGACUCCUCCUAAAGAGAAGGUCCUACCAAUCCCUGAGGGCAGCGCCUUCUUCUGCUUCAGCAAGACCAACCCUAUCCGCCGGGGCUGCCACGUCCUGAUCCACCACCACAUCUUCACCAACCUCAUCCUCGUCUUCAUCAUCCUCAGCAGCUGUUCAUUGGCUGCAGAGGAUCCAAUCAGAGCUCACUCCUUCAGGAACAACAUCCUGGGCUACGCUGACUACGCCUUCACCUCCAUCUUCACCGUGGAGAUCCUCCUCAAGAUGAUGGUCCACGGGGCGUUCCUCCAUCAGGGCUCCUUCUGUAGGAACUGGUUCAACCUGCUGGACCUGCUGGUGGUCAGCGUGUCCCUGGUCUCCUUCUUCCUACACUCCAGUGCCAUCUCAGUGGUGAAGAUCCUCAGAGUCCUGAGAGUCUUGAGGCCCCUGAGGGCCAUCAACCGGGCCAAGGGCCUCAAGCAUGUAGUCCAGUGUGUGUUCGUGGCCAUCAAGACCAUCGGGAACAUCAUGAUCGUCACCACGCUGCUGCAGUUCAUGUUCGCCUGCAUCGGAGUCCAGCUGUUUAAGGGGAAGUUCUUCCGCUGCACUGACGAGGCCAAACACACGCCAGAAGAGUGCAAGGGCUCCUUCGUGGUGUAUAAGGACGGCGAUGUGACCCACCCGAUGGUCAGGGAGAGGUUCUGGCUCAACAGCGACUUCAACUUCGACAACGUGCUGAUGGGCAUGAUGGCUCUGUUCACCGUGUCCACCUUCGAGGGCUGGCCCGCCCUGCUGUACAAGGCCAUCGAUGCGAACGGGGAGAACUCGGGUCCGAUCUACAACUACCGCGUGGAGAUCUCCAUCUUCUUCAUCGUCUACAUCAUCAUCAUCGCCUUCUUCAUGAUGAACAUCUUCGUGGGCUUCGUCAUCAUCACCUUCAGGGAGCAGGGGGAGCAGGAGUACAAGAACUGUGAGCUGGACAAGAACCAGCGGCAGUGCGUGGAGUACGCCCUGAAGGCCCAGCCCCUCAUGCUCUACAUCCCCAAGAACCCCGUCCAGUACAAGUUCUGGUCCAUCAUCAACUCCACCUGCUUCGAGUACGUCAUGUUCGUCCUCAUCCUGCUCAACACCGUCACACUGGCCAUACAGCAUUAUGAACAGUCCAAGGCCUUCAGCCACAUCAUGGACAUCCUGAACAUGGUGUUCACCGGGCUGUUCACCGUGGAGAUGCUGCUCAAACUCCUGGCUCUCAGACUCAGGCACUACUUCAUGGAUGCCUGGAACUCCUUUGACGCUCUGAUUGUUGUUGGCAGUGUAGUCGACAUUGUGGUCACAGAAUUCAGCAGCGGAGAAGACAGCUCCCGUGUGUCAAUCACUUUCUUUCGUCUGUUUCGAGUGAUGCGAUUGGUCAAGCUGCUCAGCAAAGGGGAGGGCAUUCGCACCCUUCUCUGGACCUUCAUCAAAUCACUGCAGGCACUGCCCUAUGUCGCUCUGCUCAUCGCUCUGAUCUUCUUCAUCUAUGCCGUCGUCGGCAUGCAGGUGUGCUACGGCGAGGCGUGGCAGGAGAUCAUGCUGUCCAGCCUCCCGGGGAAGCGCUGCGACCCGGAGUCGGACUACGCCCCCGGGGAGGAGUUCACCUGCGGCUCCUCCUUCGCCAUCGUCUACUUCAUCAGCUUCUUCAUGCUGUGUGCUUUCCUGCCCUUUGAUCAGAUGCUAUCAGACCAGAUCCUUCUGAAGACCCAGCCUCCAGCCCUACCAACACACUCUCCGGAUACAACCACCUAA
Molecule: messenger RNA, 3895 nt
Organism: Gadus macrocephalus (Pacific cod)
Lineage: Eukaryota; Metazoa; Chordata; Actinopteri; Gadiformes; Gadidae
Gene: cacna1fb
Product: calcium channel, voltage-dependent, L type, alpha 1F subunit
Exons: 33
Coding region: 206-3895 (1229 amino acids)
Biological process (GO): calcium ion import across plasma membrane
Cellular component (GO): membrane; voltage-gated calcium channel complex
Molecular function (GO): high voltage-gated calcium channel activity
Source: RefSeq, a predicted model, not a curated record